Molecule: messenger RNA, 3171 nt
Organism: Drosophila eugracilis
Lineage: Eukaryota; Metazoa; Arthropoda; Insecta; Diptera; Drosophilidae
Gene: omd
Product: integrator complex subunit 5
Exons: 8
Coding region: 68-3049 (993 amino acids)
Biological process (GO): snRNA 3'-end processing
Cellular component (GO): integrator complex
Source: RefSeq, a predicted model, not a curated record
CAAUACCCGAUGCUUCUGCUCACUUGGCCAACUUCGACUCUACCUUCCCGAUGCCUAAAACGACAAAAUGCUGCGCCAGAACCUGUUGGAUCAGCUUAAGCACUUCAUAGAGACGGUGAGCAAUGGCCAAAGUUGUCCCCAGCUGCUGACCAACCCCAAUCUCAUCAAGCUCGCGCUGGGUUUCCUGGAGGAGCUGCCCGCCACGCGGGACAUAGUGUUUGAGUAUUUUGGCCUGCUGGCCGAGAUUAGUGUACAGCUGUAUGUGUCGCCGGAGAUGGCGGACGCUAAGACCGGAAUGCCGGUGUCUCAGGUGAAGCAGGCCGGGAAUCGGCAGCAGCAGCUGCGUGCCCCGGAAUACGAGAGCUUUAAUUUGGUCAAGACGGCGUUACAAAGUCUAGUGUGGAAAGGCCCACCUGCGUGGUCGCCUCUCAUCGCCAACUGGAGUUUGGAGCUGGUGGCCAAGCUAUCUGAUAAGUAUACCCAGCGACGGAUGACCAUUACGGCUAGUUGUAACUAUUGGCUGGAAUGCAGUGCUAUGCACGGCCUGAUGACUCUCAUAAAUAGUUGCUUCCGGAAGUUAACCCAACCGGAAGAGGAAGCCUGUGUGGAGAUCAUGCUGAACGCCUUCCACCGAUUCCCCAUGACCUUCGACUGGAUUGUCGCUAGGUUGGGCGGCUGCUUUCCAUACAAGAUCAUCAUGCAGAUCCUGCAGUGCGGCAUUAAGCGGUUCGUCGAUGACUAUCGCUGUCAUCUUGACUCAGAGGCGGGAAUCCUCGACUAUAUGACCUCGUGCCAUGAACAACAUCUGAGAGCCGCCUUCCGUGAGAUGCUCAGGGAGGGGUUUGCUCCAAAAAAUCAGCUGGACGUGGCUGUGGUUCCUUUUCUGCUCAUCACCACCAACUACUCGGAUACGAUCCUGCAGAGCCUGGUCAAUGUGCUGGUGGAAAUCUAUUCCGAGGACAUGUGCGAGGUAAUUGUGCAGAAGUCGCCGCUUUGGUUGAGCAACAAGAUGUUUGCUGGGAUGCAGCCCACGCUAAACAACGCCGUUCUGCGGUUAAAUGAACACGGUGCCACAUUGCUACUUACGGCUGCCAAGAUGGCCGAGAAGUAUGUUUGGUGCCAGGACUUCUUGGAUAAUUCUAUGCAGGAGCUGGAACAGUGGGUGCUUAACCAAAGGAACUUCCCGCUGCUAGCAGAUUUAGCCUUUCAGGAAACAAAGUAUACGCUGUGGAAAAGCUGUCUCAGCACCAAUCUGUUCGAGCAGCAAACGGCAGUGCGAUUGUUAUUAGUUGUCUCUUCUCAGCACCCACACAUUUACUACCAGACCAUAUCCGAGCUUUUGAAAAAGUCGUAUGCUCAGAAUCCCAAUGGCAUUGGCGCCCUCAUCCGUCUGCUGGGCGGCCAAAAUGGAAUGGUAAACUUUCCCGGAUUCACACCAGGUUUCAAAAUGGUUUUGGAAGACAUAACGCUGAAUGUUCAGGUUAACAAUCGGUUGCCAGUGCCACCGGGCACGCCCACAGAAGCCUUCAACACUUUUUCCAACCUCAAUAUACUGGCCAGGAUGCACAAGAGCAAAAAUGUUUCUCCCUAUAUCAAAGCGCAACAAUUAAACCAAGCACUCAACGAAUGCCUGCCCAAAAUCAUUCAAAUCUUUGAUUGCACCGUCAACAAGUUGGUACUCAAGAUGGACAGGGAUGCAGCAGAGCGGAGUGCGGAGAAAUUUAGGAUGCAGCAGUGUAAUAAUAACAACAAUAACGACAUGUGCAAUGGCAAGGAUUACGGAAAACGGACAAAGUUGGAGACGGAAGAAGACAAGGUGGAUGAAGAGGACGUCACCCGUAUGCGUUUAGCUCACCUAAUUGUGGAUCUGCUGAACAAUAUAGAAGCUGGCAGUCGCACCAAUAUCUUGCGAACUCCACUGGUUUUGAAGUUGGCCACGCUUAGCGUAAAGUAUUUUUUUGUGGGUUUAACCGAGCAGACUAUGAUUCGUCGAGCGGCAGCAUCGCAUCGGUCAUACGCCCUGUUGCAGAGACAGUGUUCCGCUCGUAAAAUUGCGAGAACCGUGUGUCUGCGGGAGCUAGUGGAAGGUGCCCUCUUUUAUCAUGGACAUCUACUCGGCCAGCUAGAAGAAUAUGAACUUGAUGAGCUGAAAAUUCCUGAGCACGAACUACUCAUCCUGCAGAACCUUCACACCAAUUCUGGUGUCAACUCAAAUCGAUCUGUGCUGCAUUCCGGGAUUAUUGGUCGGGGUCUGCGACCUGUACUGCCCACCAACGAUAGAAACUGCGAUGCGGAAAAGCAGGCACUGUAUCUUAAGGCAUUGAAUGCCUGCUGCGCUGAUCUAGAGAAGCCAAAUAAUGUGGAAGGCUAUUCGUUGGUAUCUCUGCUGCUGGUUGAACUGGUAUCCACGGAUGUCAUGUACAACGGCCUGCCCUUUCCUGAUGAAGAGUUCACCAGGGUGACAAUGGAGAGGGACAUGCAGAUUAGAAGGGCGUUUAUUACCUCCCCAGUGCUCUGGGCAGUUUUGGGACUGAUCGCCGGUCAUAGACCGGCCCUUUGUUAUUCCUCCGUGUUACUGCGGGCGCUCUGCGCCACCUGUUUGCAUCACUGGCGGGGAAAGAAUGUCAAUAGAUUCCAGCCCACGGCUGCCAAUGACGAGCUGAUGCUCUGCACCAAGAAAAUGCUGCAACUGCUGGCUAUGAGCCAACUGAUUCCGCCACCACUUACCAAUCUACAUCUUAUUAUCGAGCACUUCGAGUCAGCAGAGAUCGCACUUCUGCUGCGAGAGUGCAUAUGGAACUACCUUAAAGAUCACGUGCCCUCCCCGGCGCUAUUCCACGUGGACAACAACGGGCUGCACUGGCGCAACACGAAUACACCGAUGGCUAAGGUGGCACCACAGUAUGUGGACACGUUGCGCCAUUUGAUGCAGCGUAAGCUGUCUACAUUGGGGCCGCACUACCAUCAAAUGUUCAUCAUGGGCGAACUGAUGGAGGAGAGCUCCGAGCCAGAUCCAACGGCCCGAUUGCAGAUCGUAGAACUAGAUUAAGCAUCCGUAGUUAGCUAGCCUAAUGUUGUGUGAGCAUGAGCGUGUGGAUGGAAUGGAGAGUCUGAAAUGUUAAGUGUGUGGAAUGUGCGAACUAAAUGCAGUGUUUGUAUUUUGAUCUUCAA